AUUUAUAAACUGCUGGGACUUGACCUCCCAGUUAAGGGAAGAUCUUAUACAUAGAGGUGAGGAUAAAACUCAGGUGCAAAUACAUGCAAGCAUGUGCUUUGGUGGGCUGAGAAGGGAAACACUAAUGAACAAUUUCCAGCUUUGAUACAUCUGAGAGGUCUGGUGCUGAAAGCAGCGUAUUAAGGAUGGAUCCCUGGCUUUGCAGGAUCUCCAGGAGAACUCUUCACCCUGGCGCUUAUUAAUCAUCAAUAACUCUCAGCAAGGCAGAGUUUCAAAAGACACACAUGGUCAACCCUGAAAUGUGACUGGUGGAUUUCACCUCAAGGGCAGCAUUCAGAUGCUAGACCUGCUAACUCUCGUGUGGUGGAACCUGCUCCAAGUCCUCAUUCAGUGUAGUGCUCUGACUGUGCACAUACAGGAAUGCGAGGAGGGACUGCCGCUAAUUAUUAGACAUUGUGAGAGACGGCUCAUCAAACAGCAAUGAGAAAACACUGUGCCUGACCUGGAACGAAAGGCAGAAGACGCAGAGACGGUAGGCAUCACAUGAUGAAGCUACCUGCCCCGGGAUCAGUAAUGGACAUGGGACCAAACCCCAACACAAUCUAUAGCUCUGUCCUGGAUGGAUCGGGCCUCUCUGCCAGAGACGCGAGGGGACCAACUCUUUUUACAUUUUGGCAACACUUGCCCUGCUUGUCGUGCCAAGAAAGUCUCAUUCAGUUGAGCUGAGUUUGCAAUUCCAGAGUCAGAGCCCUCCCUCGGUUUCUCCAUCUGUCUCGUGCCUCUUCACUAGAAAUGCUUUGCUCCCACGGGUGCUCCAUAGUUGAGUGGGGACAGCAUUGCAACCUCACCUCCUCUCAAGGAAGUUUUUAAGUGGAGGCAGAUUCCCCUGAGGUCAACCCAACAGUGGAAAAGGGACAUUCUGGACCCUCUCCCAUACAGUUCUUACUCCUGGUUGUAUUAAAGGGCAAUGACGCUAAGAAAAGUGUCCAUGUAAAAGCCGCCUCUUCUUGCUUAUCGGUUAACUCCCCGCAUGCCUGCUCAUCUGCCAACUCCACUGACGGUGGACUCUACUGCCAGUGACAGGCCUGAGUCAGAAGGAACCCAGAUUCAUUUGGGGAUCCCGUGGCAAGUCUGCUCUGUAACGUGAGCAGAUCGGUCCUGGGUGCUAUCAAGGCAGUCUCAGCAUGGAAUCCUUUAAUGUCAUUUUUACAGUCACUUUCCAGCGGAUAACCACAACAUAAGGAUCUAGCUGCACAACUAAUAAGGAUUAUUCCUACAAUGUAAGUCUCCUGUGACCCAAUCUGCCCCCAAGGAGAAGGAUUCAGCAUCAGAAACAGAGAUAUUUACAAACUAGAACUAGAGAGCCUAUUUUCUAGGUGCUAACUUGACUCAUUAUAGACAACUUAACCUUUGGCUGCUGCCGUGUAAACCAAAAGGCGAGCAAAUUAGAUAGCAGGAUAAAAGGGACCAGCUGUGCCGAUGAAUGUUCAAAAACCAGACAAAUCAUCCAGCCAGACUUUAAAAGAAACAUUUCUCCCAUUAGAUCAGAGGCCCAGUUCAGACAGACCCAGAAAACUUCAAGCACACAUCACACAGGGGACUCUAGCUCUACAGAACAAGGACAGGUGGCUUUUUUUUCAUCCUAAGGCAAGUGGAAAUCCACACUUGCUAUGGAGAUUUUUGGAGCUGGUCUGAAAGAAAUCUUUGGGGCACUUCAACAGGGUAUUGGGAGCAGCAGGGACUCCUUCAGGGACACGGCCCACAUCCUUUCUGGUAUAACCACCACCAACAAACCAGGCAGAGCGAGUGAGCACUCAGCACUGAUGCAGAAUGGUCUAGACAAGGGCUGAGGACCAGCCCCAUUACCCUGGAUUCCUUUGCUAGAGACCAUGAGAAACUUUUACAUCAAAUCAGAACAGAGAGGGUCCUCCAGGGGGUUUUCUUCUUGUUACUGAGCGGAGAAGUGAGCCCUCCUGGAAGCUGGUAGUGGGGACAGGAGGAGCUUUUUCUACAGGCCACGUACACUCCUAUUUCAGUACCCACCUGUUGAACUGUACUGGGUCCUGAGCACCUCUCUCCCCCACUGCAAUUGCACCUCCGAAGUGCCAGCCCCGUGAACCAAGAAAUGUUCUCAGUUCAGACUUGCCUAGAGCCAUUUUUUCCAUUGGAGGUGUUUGAAGGAACUUAAACAAUAGGACUGUCUUUGCAGAGACAUAGCUAAGGAAGUGGACGUGGAAUUGGAAGCUGAUGAUAGCCGAACAGCAAGGCUCUCAGGCUGUGCUCAAUUGUGCUUCAAUAGGAAAGACUCUGAUUCAAAGACAUCUCUUAUGUUAUAGGGAACGAGCUUUAAAGAGACUUUAAUGAAAGCACCUUUUCAAAAUAAUGAGUCUAAUCUCUCUGCCUAGAGAAGCUAGAGAGAAAAGCAAACAGCCAGGGAAUUGUAGCCUAUCAUAAUCACUGCAUGGAUCACACUCCACAAAUCCCUGAUAAAUUGGGGCUGUCAGACAUGUUCCUGUUAAUAGGCAAUUCCUGCCCCCACACUACUCAGUUAAUAUUGCACAAGGAAUGACAAUGCUCACCAAGAAUACAUGCUUCUCAGACACGGUUGUACAGAUUGUCUGGUUCCAAAGCUCCACUGUCCCAGGUUCUCCUGCACCCCAAACAAAGGACCCGAGAUAAUAAGACUGCAUGGGACAUGUUUGGCCACAUAUUCGGCACCAUCUCUAGCUGGUUCAUGUCAACGGCAGCUUCUCAGACUCAUUUCUAGAGAGCACUUCCAUUUCUUCUGUUCUUGUUUACUCCACUGAUACCCUCACCUAUCCAUAAAAGAGCUCUCCAUAGGUCUUAGUGGGACCCUGCUGGCUGGUAAUUCACAGGACAACCCAAAUGCUCCUUCCAGUAGCAGGAUUGAAGAGGCACACACCAUGCAGCCCACUACUCAGAUGCUUUUGGAACAUCUCAGAUGGAAAGGCUGACAAUGCCCCAAACCCACACUGCUGCUAACAGGGAAUACCCCCUCUGCUCCAUCGUAUCAGCCAUCCUUUCCCAUGAUGGGCAAACUCCAGGCAAAGAAAUCAACCGGGCCAUGAUGUCUGGAUUUGGUAAUGGGGGGGGGGAGGGGACACUCCCCUAAACAUUUAAGGCUUUAAUAUAAUACAUUGCCCUUCCCUAGCAUCUGUAAUAUGGGAAUCUGAAAGAGCUUCACAGACACUGGCUGAGCUCCACAACUUCUCAGUGGGGUGGAUUACUCUCCCUUUGCAGCUGGGGAAUCAGAAGCGAGAGAGAUUAGGUGACUUACCCCUCAUCACGUGGGAAGUCUGCACCAAUGCAGGAAACCAAAUCCAAAUCUGUUGCAGCAGGUUUCCUGCCUUACCCACAAGACUUUCCGUCCUCCUAUACAUGUCCUUACACCUGUACCUGUGCCCGCGUGCCUUGUCACUCCAGCUAUCCUCUGGCCAGGACGGAUCAUAUUCAGAAUUUCCGACCACUCAGCAGCCCUGUUUGGCUAACCAGGCUCAAUGUUUGCCUCCUGCGGCAUGUCACCUCUGCAGCACUACCAGCCUGGCAACCAUCUUUAGGAACCCUACCCUUGCUCUCAAUAUCACUUACUGCCUCUUCAAUUCUGCUGCCAGAACACUGGGAAUGAAACCCGCCCAGCGUUGCGCUCUCUUGGCUGCAUCUGGUCCAGUUUAAUUUCCACUGAAUCCUAACAGCAAAUUCACACGGAGGUGAUAAUUGACAGACUCCUUGUGCCAACAUAACCAACCACUUUCAGCAUCCAAACAUUAACCACGCAGGGACUCUUUCCAAGCUUUGUUUGUUACAAAACAUGACUGGCAUUUUAUGGGCACUGGCACAUCUGUCUGGAAAAUCAGAGCACAUUGAGUCAGGCAAAGGGUUAGAAAACAAACAGAUAUAGGAGCAAGCUCACAACACACUUCGGCUUGACUUAAAACAGCAGUUCUCUUCCACCCAGUGCCAAGGAUCCUCAAGGCAAAACUCCAUGCCCUCUCUCAGUCACCCAGGUUGUGUCACAUAUCCAGGGGAUACAGCCCAAGUGGCAGUGCUUCCUGUGAGCAGUUUGAAGAGGAGAGGAGGUAAAAACCUUUGUAGGGGAGUUAGAGUACCUUUCCCCGGGGAAAACUCGCUUGAAAACUGUCAAUCAGGGGAGUGUGUGUAAAAUUCUGGGCUGCAGUGCCAUCCACUUAUCAUCUAGGUUCUCACAUUCCCCUUUGCAUUGUAGUGUCUUCAUACAGGAUCAGAGGGUUGAUUUGCAUUAGAGUGCCUAGAGGCCCCAGUCAAGACCAGAACUCUGCUGUUCUGGGCACAGCACAUAGCAAGAGAUAGUUCCUGGCUCAAAGAGCUUACAAACUAAUUAGACAAAGGAUGGGAAGGGAAACAGGGUAAGUUAUUUGCCCAAGAUCAUACAAAAUAGGCCUGCUGCAGCCAUUGAAAUAGAACCCAGGCCUCCUGACUCCCCAUCCAAAGUCCUAGCCACUAGACUGUGCUGCCUCUCAGCUCAUCUUCUUUCAUGGAUGCAGACAAUGCAUUUUCUCUGCUUCCUAGUCUCUUACCAGGAUAGGGACUUGUAUGACAGGAAACUGUCUCCAAUCUCUCCCUAAUACCUGGGACCAAUACAACUACAACAUUGCACACAACAAAUGGUCUGAAAUUCAACCCGAAAAGGCAGAGGUGACAGGGGAAAGCAGUACGUGAAUCUGAGAGGGUGCAAUCCGCCCUCUCUCGAGCAAGAGUGCCUCCUUUUAACAGUGGGAUGUACCGUCUCCUGGUUCUUUUGGACUCCCAACAGCCUAUGGAAGCUGAGGUAGUGGUGAUGGACACUAGCAUUUUGCACUGGGCUAGGAGGUUAUGAUUUUUCUUCUUUAAUACAACCCCACCACAAUGAUCCAUGCCUUUGUCUCUGCCAUGCGAGACUGCUCCAAAGUGGUCUGCAUUGGGGGUUACUGAAGCUUCAGCUGGUGCAGAACGCAUAACAUAUUUGCUUGCUGUUAGUCGUAUGCACAUAAUCAUCCUGGGCUGGUAGGGAGAACUGGCUUCCUAUCCCCUUCAAGAUCCAAUUCAGAGCAUUGAUUCUGUUCCAGAUCCUGGCUAUAAGACAACAGCUUUCUAUGAACCAUGCCUGUAACUGAGAUCAGCUGAAGGACUUCUUGCUGAUACAGACCCAGUAAUAUUGUAUGAUGGGACCUUUAGUCUCUAAACUCUGUAGUCUCUAAACUCUGUACCCUAAAAGACAAGGGUGGUUACAAUCUGUUCCGUUUUAGAUAAGAGACAUAGCCCUUGGGCUUCGGACACAUUGCCAGCAUAGCUCUUGGUUGAGCAGACUGGUCAAACCAACGAACAUGAACAGGGUUUUUCUGCACAGACAUCCAUCGCCACAGGGGAUACAUCGGGGCAUGAUGAUGAUGAACCAGCUCAGUGAGUACUGGGCCUUACUAGAGCAGGGUGAAGGAAGCCCAUGGAUGGGCAGUUGGAGCUGCCUUCAAUGCUCCAGUCAAGAGAGGUGGCAAAUCUUCAGUGGAAGCUUUUCUCCAAUAAAUUCUUUCCUUCGGCUGCUACUGAUACUGAACAGUUUUUGCCUCAAAUAUCAAAGGGAAGGAUCUUGUGCAGAGAUAAGAAGCAGUUACUCCACUCUCACAAUUGCUUCCUAGCUAAAUCAACUUGGAUAAAGACCCAAAAGAGAGCAAACUGCAGAAAUUCUUGAUUUCAUCCCUAUUGUUAUCCCACAUGUGAGAAAUCAGCAGUCCAUUUCCUGCUGCCUCUUCUGUUCCGGAGUAUCUUCACUUAUACGAAAGCAACACUGCCUUCAGUUUAAUUCACCCGCCAGCUGGGCAAAUUCCUGGAAACUCCGAUUGCUCUAUCAGAUAGUCUAACUGAAGAAAAGCAUCAAGAAUGCAAACAGCUUGAUGGGCAUCACACUUUCAUUUCAUCAGCUCAAAGUAAGAGUACAUGACCAGCGAGGAAGCAUGGGAGUCAGGCUUCGGGUUCUCUUCCCAGCUCCGCCACUUAAAUGUGUGACCCGCGGAAGAUGACAUAGAAAGGAAUUUUCAAAAGUGCCUGUAUGGCUUAGUCCUGCUGACUUUCAAUGGGACUUGUGCUGAUAAACUAUGCCGGCAUUUUUGACAAUCCCAUUCUUAAUCUAUAGGUGCCUCAGUUUCCCCAUCUGUACAAAAAUGGAUGAUGCUGAGAAAUCCACAGAAAGGCAAACUGUUUACACUGAACAGUCAACACACGUUUCAGCGAUGUGUUUUAUUUAGGGAUAAUGGCACAAUAGGGAGUGACUGUGUCAUAGACAGGCAUGACUCCAAGGACUCAUACUCAGUGUUGAACAGGGCUGGCUGAAUUCCUUGCUUCGUAUUUAAUCUAAAGAUGUGCAUUUAUGUAGUAAGCUCCCUUCCUUGUGGUGUUUCCCUUUAAAUCUUCCAGUGGAAGCUGACAGCUGGAGAAGAUGUUUGGGGACUGGGACAAAACCUGUCCAAAGUUGCGUGACUUACGUUUUGCUCCGAGGACGCCCUAUAGCCCCUCUCUGAUACCACUGGGAUACUGGUGGACCCCAUUUCUACCCACACCCCCAGGCGCCGCUCCAGACAGCGCCCACCUUUCCCUGGGAGCCCAGUCCCCCCGCCCCCAACCCGGCCGGCUAUAUAACGCCCGGCCCCGGGCGCUAGGCCCCCGGGCGGGAAAGGAGCAUGCUCAGGAUGGGAACCCGCUUCCCCCUCCUCCUCCUGCUGCUCGCCAGCGUCCCCGCCUCCCGCUCGCGGGGCUGCUGCGGGGGGAGCGGGGCGCCCGGGCCGGCGGGGGCCCCGAGGGGGGAGCCGCCGCCGCCGGAAGCGGGGCCCGGCGACGCCCGGAGCGGCAGCCGGCGGCUGAAGCUCGGCCUCAUCUGCGCGCUGGGGGCGCUGGUGAUGGUGAGCAACGGGGCGGUGCUCGCGGUGCUCGCCUCGGCCGUGGCGGGCUGGAGCCGCAGCAGCCGCCUCACGCUGCUCUCGCUGGCGGCGGCCGACGCGGCGCUGGCGCUGCUGGUGGUGCCGCUCAACCUGUACGGCGGCCUGGCGCGCGGCGCCCCGCCCGAGCCCUACUGCCGGGCCGCGGCCUUCCUCAACGCCAGCGUCUUCGGCGCCUCGCUCUACUCGCUGGCCGGCGUCUCGCUCGAGCGCUACGUCGCCGUCUUCUUCCCGCUCCGCCACGCGCGCCUGCUGGGCCGGCGCCGCCUCGCGCUGCUGCUGGCGGCCGCCUGGCUGGGCCCCGCCCUGCUGCUGCUGCCCGUCGCCCUGCCCGGCCGCGCCGCCGUCCUGCGCGUGCGCUUCUCGGCCGCCGCGCUGCUCUGCGAGCCGGACUACGGCUCCAACGCCGCCUACGCCGGCCUGCUGGCCGCCGCCAUCUUCUGUCCCGCCGCGGCCACCGUCACCUUCGCCAACCUGCGCCUCUGGCAGGCGGCGCGCGCCCAGCGCCGGCGCGGCGACGGGGCGGGGCCGCCCGGCAAAGGGGCGGGGCUGAGGCGGCUCCGCCUGCUGCAGCUGGACGCCGCCUCCCGGGUCCUAGUGCCCGUCGUCGUCGCCUUCUACGUGUGCUGGGCGCCCUGCAUGGCCACCAUCCUGUACAACGCAAUCACAAAGGACCGAGUCCACGAGUGGCUGGAGUUUGUGGCCCUGUGGCUGCCUAGCGGCAGUGGCUUCCUCAACUGCUUUGUCUACUUCUGGACCAACCGGAACUUCAGGCACAAGUUCCAGAAGAUUGGGCACAAGCUCUGGGGGCCCUGCAGCCGAGCCAAGUGGGAGCAGGACGUGCACAGGAUGGUCACCAUCAGUGCAGCGGUGGAGAGGAGCAGCAGCCAGCCUGCUCUCCCCCCGGACCGCUCCUGCAGUGGGUCGUCCACCAGCACCUUACUGCCCAGAGAAGCACAAACUAGCCUAUAAGCUACUUGGACGCUUUCUGUCAGCUGCAGUGUCUACAAAAGGCCGUUGCUGUGCUGGGUUCUAGACAGCGCGUCAGGCUCUUUGUGGCCUGCAAGAUGUGCGACCGCCUGGCUUUGUCAAGAGCCUGGACACUGCUGCCUCCUGCUGGGGCUCGGGCUCUGGGGAAGGAAAUGGUCAAACCUCACCAGAGGAGACCAAGCAUCUUUCCGUGAGCUUCACCAAAUGGUGUCGGAGAAAUAUACAGAGUGUUUGGGUUAAGGAGCCCUUCCUGGGAAGGGGUUUUGUGUGGGGAAACUGGUCACAGCAUGGACGUGAGCUUCUGCUGUGAAAGAAACAGGACAUUCACUCGGAGCAAAGUGCCCUGAACCAUCCCAGCUAGGGGCAGAGAAGGUAUAAAGUCCCUGCUGCCCGACAGCCCUACUCUUGGAUACUGUAGAUCACAGGCAACUCCCUCUCUGAUCAGUGCAGUGUGACAAGGUCUCCCUCUAAGCCAAAGGGGACAUGGUUCUCUCCCCGGCAAGCCAGGUCACUCCAGAGUACCUGAUGGGUUGGCAGUAAUGGCUAGUGCCAGGUGUGCAGGAGAAGGCUGGGUGAAGUUUAAGGGCUGAGGGGAAGGGGUGAGAUCCUGACUGCAAAAGGGACUGUCAAGCAGGCAUUACAGUUCAUGCCCCAUGGCGAUUACACCUGCCGCGUGAUCACUUCUGGAACCUGCCCAAGGGCCUGCUGCUCUGCCUGCAGACUUCAUACCUCCACUCACUAGGUUCGGAUUCUGCCUCCUGCUCUGUUUGCCAUCCCAGCUGGGUGAUCCUCCUUCCCCUCCCCUCUCACUUCACGGGGACCCUGGACAUAGAAGGACACAAACUCACUUGGGGGGGGAAAUACUUUUAUAUAAUUUAAAAGAGAAAACUGCAGCUUCUGGUGCGACAGUCUGUCUGGUUUUAACACCGUUUUACCUCUGCCAGCCAGAUGUUGGGGGGGGGGGGGGGGGGUGUGGUUUAGAGUAGGUUUUAGUUAAAUUGGAUAAAUUCUCAUCGUCUGUGUGUUUGAUCAAUCUGGACAAAGGACUCAGGUCACGGGGUGGAACUUCAGGGAGCCCCUUGCUGACAGCAUUGGGUGCUCUCCGAAACUGUGUCCUGUGUAAAGGAAGAAGCAGCAGGCUGAUGGGUAGCCUCACUCCUCCACUGUAUGGCUGGGGUUUUGCUAGGCUGAAUGUCCCAUCCUAAUUGAAGUAUCCCCUCCUGAAGCUCCCUCUCUUGCACUUUGCUGGCCCACUCCCCAGAAACAGGUGAGGAAAUUAACGUUUUGUAAUUAGUUAACCAGACUUUUAGUGACUUGGGCUGGUAAUGGAGACAGGUCAGGAGAUGGAGCUCAUCCUCCAUUCUCCUCUCACACUUCUAGCCAGACCAGAGGAUUAAAUGAACAAACCCAGAAAGAUGAAGUGAGCAAAAAGAACAUGUAGCAAUCUGGGAAGUGCAGCUGUGGUUAAGGCCCUGGGCAGUUUCUUUGCUGUUUUGCAAGGUGAAUUCUUCCAGCCCCUGAAACCUCCCCAUCCAGGGAAAGGCUGGCUUUUCCCCCAUUGUCAAAAAAUAUUAAGUCUUAAAGUGAAUGUGUGAUGUCACAAGGAAAGCAGUAGUGUAGUAAUGCUGUGUUAGAGCAAAACGGCCUCUGCUCUCCACUGUGACUUCAAUUAGAGAAUUUUUCUCUUAAUGUUGGAUUGUAAAUAGCCAUUUUAUCUGUUCUCCCUCCCCAGUGUUCCUGCUGCUUGUUCAGGGCAGGUUCUGACCUUCUUCUCCCCCCACUCCCAGUGAUUUAUACAUCAGGGACCAGUGGAAACUGCAUCAAAUUGAAAUAGUAUUUGUAACUGACUUGAUCAAGUGUGUAUUGUAGUGGAUUUGGAAAAAGCUGUACUGUGGAGUCUCUUCUGUCCUGUAUGCACCAAACCCUCUUUAAAUGCACAGUGUUUUUUAUUACUGUCUAAGGUAUAUUUUUAUCUCUUGGGUUUGGAGCUGUAUGUAGGUAGAUUCCCCCCCCCCCCUUUAAAUGUUAUAUUUCUGGGGAAAAAAAAUUAUUUAAAAGGACUGUAAAUACAAAAUAAAGAUUUAGUUAUUUAACUUCA
Molecule: messenger RNA, 10050 nt
Organism: Malaclemys terrapin pileata
Lineage: Eukaryota; Metazoa; Chordata; Testudines; Emydidae
Product: D(4) dopamine receptor-like
Exons: 2
Coding region: 6708-7934 (408 amino acids)
Biological process (GO): G protein-coupled receptor signaling pathway
Cellular component (GO): membrane
Molecular function (GO): G protein-coupled receptor activity
Source: RefSeq, a predicted model, not a curated record